AUGCAGGGCUGGUAUCUACACCUCGAACGGCAAUAUUCGCAGGUUGUUCCAUUGUUCCAUUCAGAGCUUCCAGAUUGGAUAUACCAGUUACCGCAGGUUCAGGAAACUUGGAGCGCAGAAUCACAGACUCUCGAGGGCUAUACAGACCUAGUUCAUUCAGUGGCAUUCUUAUCCAAUGGCCGGUUAAUAGCGUCCAGCUCGUUUAAUAAGACAUUCUGGGACCCAGUCGCAGGCGCUCUACAAGAAAUCUUAAGCACUAAUGACUCUGUCACGGAACUCGAAUUUUUGCAAGAUAGCUCCUAUCUUUGCACCAACCUAGGACCGUUCAAGGUUCAAUCUAGCUGUGGCAACCCUAUCUCCAAUUCACUCAACAUGGUCCCACGAAUCUCUCUACAGUGUGCAUGGAUAGCUUCAAAUGGGAAACAAGUAUUAUGGCUACCUCCCGAGGCCAGGCCUUCUUGUUAA
Messenger RNA from Aspergillus niger, 465 nucleotides. RefSeq lists its product as uncharacterized. The transcript has 2 exons. The record is from RefSeq and is a predicted model, not a curated record. Bases 1 to 465 code for a protein of 154 amino acids. Gene Ontology annotation, molecular function: protein binding. Lineage: Eukaryota; Fungi; Ascomycota; Eurotiomycetes; Eurotiales; Aspergillaceae.